Messenger RNA from Trichoderma virens Gv29-8, 891 nucleotides. RefSeq lists its product as uncharacterized. The transcript has 2 exons. The record is from RefSeq and is a predicted model, not a curated record. Gene Ontology annotation, molecular function: epoxide hydrolase activity. Gene Ontology annotation, biological process: epoxide metabolic process. Bases 1 to 891 code for a protein of 296 amino acids. NCBI's taxonomy places the organism in Eukaryota, Fungi, Ascomycota, Sordariomycetes, Hypocreales, Hypocreaceae.
AUGAUCGAUUUGCUGAAGAGAACUCAGCUCCCUUCCAACGACUUGGAAAUUGCUGUUGAUAGCAGAAAUGUCACAACGAGCACCGGGACAUCUCUAUCCAAAAUUGAGAGUCUCCGUAGUCAAUGGUUGCACAAUUUUGACUGGGAAAAGGAACAACUUGAACUGAACCGGUAUGAACACUUUACGACAAUUAUCGAAGGUCAAACAAUUCACUUCAUCCAUGAAGUCUCUCAUACGCAGAACUCGAUCCCCCUCAUCCUACUUCACGGCUGGCCAGGAUCUUUCUUGGAAAUGAUACCUGUCAUUAAUAAUUUGACUCUAAAGAAUCAGAAUUACAGUGCCGGGUCUAGCCAGACUUCGUUCCACGUUGUCAUCCCCUCUCUUCCGGGAUUUGGGUUCUCUUCACCUACACCAAAGAAUUGGACCAUAGACGACACCGCACGUAUAUUCAACACACUCAUGCAGGAGGUACUGGGUUAUAACACUUAUGCAGUUCAUGGAUCUGACUGGGGCGCCUUUAUUGGAUGGUCAAUGUAUAAUUCCUACCCAAACUCUGUUCGUGCCACUCAUAUGGCACUAUUCCCAGAGCUACCUUUACUACCGGACCAGUUGGAAGCAGAUAAUAUAACACUUUCCGAAGAUGACUUAUUCAGCGAACAACUUUGGGUCGACAAUUCUGUUGGUGGUAGUGCGUAUGCAAUCCAACAAAGAACCAAGGUAAGAUCGCACCUGACUUUACAAAUUCGCAGAGCUGUAUUCCUCAUCGCCGCUUUUAGCCAAACACGAUUGGCCUGGCUUUGUACGAUAACCCUGUUGGCCAACUUGCAUGGAUUUCAGAAAAAUACAUCGAUUGUGAGAUACUCCAGCUUUUCUUUUAUUUUUUUUUAUUGA